AUGCCUGUAACUUCGACGGAGGUAUCUAGCCAGGAAAACAACCACAGUGCUAGAGAUAUCCGGGCUCUCCUUGACAAGAGAAUUUCAGUCGAACCACCUGCUAGCAAAAGAGACAAGGUGAAGUGGCCGGCGUCCAAUGAUGGUCGAUGGAGUAAGUUUGAUGAGUGUGUGGUAGAGAAGUUUGCAGUGGUUCUCAAGCGGAAACCAUUUCAAGAGAAGAUGGUGAGUCAUUGUGAUGUAGUGUACGACGAGGGUGUCAAGUUGUUUGGUAUUGUUGAAGUAGGUGCUGGUAGUGGAAAGAAGUCCAUGAGCUUUAAGAACAGGCGAAAGGAGGAGAUUGACAGCCUGAUUGAAAAGAGGAAGCAGUUGAGGAGGAAGAAAAGGAAGGCAAGGAGUGAGAUAGAGAAGGAUGUCAAGGGAGUGCUAAAUCCAAGUCCAGUGGGGGAGCUUAAGUGUUCAAAGGAGGAGCUAGAUGAUCACUUGGCCAAAACGUACGGAGAUCCAGCCCGGCAGCAGCCCCUUGGUAUACUUGAGGGUCUGCCUGAGUGUGCUCCUGAACCCUCUGUUGCCUUUGACCUCACAACGGUAUCCAAGAAGGAGUUUGAGGAGGUUGUAAAGAAGGCAAGGAGCAAGAGUGCCCCGGGUAACAACGGGAUCCCGUACACAGUGUACAAGAGAUGUCCUGGUAUUGCCAAGAAUCUCUGGGACCUGUUAAGAACUGGAUAUAAGUUAGAAGAAUAUCCUGACAAUUGUAGGUAUUUCGAGGGUGUCUACAUCCCAAAGGCGGAUGGCGACUUUUCACCAAGUUCAGGACGGCCUAUUUCCCUGGGUAACAUUCAAGGGAAGAUUUAUUUGGCGAUCCUGGCGAAGAGGUUGACCAGCUUUGUUGUCUCGAAUGGAUAUGUAGACCUCUCUAUACAGAAGGGUGGUGUGCCAGGCGUCCGUGGGUGCACGGAGCAUUUUGGUGCCAUGUGGGAGGUACUGAAGGAAGCAAAGGUCAAGAAGAAGGAUCUGAGUGUGGUAUGGCUUGACCUGGCUAACGCUUACGGAGCGGUACCCCAUGUUCUGAUUGCCAGGGCCCUCCGUUUCUACAACGUCCCCGAGAAGGUUAUCAAUAUCAACUUCUCCGGGGUAUUCGGAAGGUUCUCCUCAAGAACGGUGACAUCAGACUGGCAGCAGUUUGAGAUAGGAAUCUUCAUGGGGUGUGUGAUAUCUGUCAUCUUGUUUGUCUUGUGCAUGAACCUUGGGCAUGAACACCUAAAGUCUAAGGUUCCGAGAAGCAUUGAGUACAUCAAGGAUGACACACCGAUACCAACUCUGAAGCUGUUUAUGGACGAUAGCUGUCUGACGACCGCAAGUGCAGAGGAUAUGCAAACGUUACUCAAUGUGUUUCAGAAGUACGUGGACUGGUCCAGAUUUAAGUUAAAGUCCUCGAAGUCCAGAGCACUGGUGUUGAAGAAGGGAGUGGCUGUGAGGUGGGUUGAGGAGGUAGUGGUAGGAGAGGAGGAGGUGGAGAGAGAAGAGGUGUGUUUGCAGUUGGGUGGUGAGGUGAUUCCGAAUGUGUCAGAGAAGCCGAUAAAAUUCCUUGGGAGAUGGAUAAGAGUGGAAGGAAAUGACAAAUCAGUCAUCGACUCAACCAAGGUCGACCUUAACACUUUUCUUCGGAGACUCGAUGAAAGUUCCCUUACUGGACUCCAGAAGUGCUGGGGAUAUCAGUACAUGGUCCUUCCAAAACUGAAGUGGCCUCUUGCCAUCUAUGAUAUUCCGAUCACAACAGUUACCAGAUGGGAACAGAAUACCAAUAGUUUCCUCAGGAAGUGGUUAGGGGUGGGGCACACUCUGAGUGGUCUUUGUCUGUUCAGUCAAUCAUCCAGUGUGGCCUUACCGGUGAGCAGUUUGACAGAUACAUGGAAGAUAGAGAAGUGUCGACUGUUGCAAUCCUAUCAGACAUCUAAGGAUGACCUGAUUAAAGCAGUCCAGCCCCAAGUUCGUUCUGGUAGAGUUUGGAGGCCUGAGACAGAACUGGAAGAGGCCAGAAGAGAUUUGGUCUGUGAAUCGGUGCGAGGGAUGGUGCAACCUCAAAAAAGAGUUGGCAUCGGUUUUGGUGACUGGAAAAAACCUUGGGAGAGGAUGGAUGAGCGGGAAAGAGAGAGGGAGGUUAUGCUGAGAGUGAAGGAGAACAUUGAAAGAGAGAGGGAGGUGCAAGUAGGUUCUCUGGAGAUGCAGAGCAGGUGGGGUGAGUGGAGAGAGCUCGUAAUGAAGACGGAUUUGAGCUGGCAUACACUUUUUAAGUAUGGUGACUCACUUAUUGGGUUCAUGCUAAGUGCUGUGUACGGCACCCUCUUAACCCCCUCUAUGGUUUCCAAGUGGAGUGAAGAUGAGGAUGGGAAGUGCAAGUUAUGUGAGGAGAGGAUGGGCACCAUUCAGCACAUUUUGGCUGGGUGUAAGGUGGCCCUUAGUCAAGGAAGGUAUAGAUGGCGGCACGACAAGGUUCUGAAGCAGAUCUCUGAACAGGUUGUCUUCCAUUGUGAUCGCCGAGUGAACACUUAUAAGAACAAGGCCGGCGAUGGAAGGCAGUUCAUUGAUUUUGUUCCUGCUGGGAAAAGAAAAGCAGGUACAGACGACCGGAAGGAGAGUCGUGGUUUUGGGAUCCUGAGUGGGUAUCGGGAUUGGAUACUGCUGUCAGACCUUGAGGGGCAGCUUAAGUUUCCCAGUGAGAUUGUGGAAACACGGCUGAGGCCGGACCUUGUGAUAUUCUCAAGGUCGGCAAAGACAGUUAUUUGGUGGGAGCUAACAGUACCAUCUGAAGAGCGGAUCGCUGAAUCGCACGAGUACAAGCUCGACCGAUACAGCGGUCUGCAGGCUGAGAUUCAGGCGAAAGGUUGGUGCUGUUAUAAUGCCGCAGUCGAAGUUGGAGCUAGGGGAGUGGUUGCGCAGAGUUUGGAGAGAGCUGCGAGGAGGAUUGGUUUUAGGGGAAGAGAGCUGAAGAAGCUGGUACGGGACAGCGGGAAAGAGGCAGCCCACCCCCUAUCAAGAUUCUAA
This is a messenger RNA of Bolinopsis microptera, 3042 nucleotides long. RefSeq lists its product as uncharacterized. Bases 1 to 3042 code for a protein of 1013 amino acids. The transcript has 2 exons. Lineage: Eukaryota; Metazoa; Ctenophora; Tentaculata; Lobata; Bolinopsidae. The record is from RefSeq and is a predicted model, not a curated record.